AUGAAGGGUCAAAUACGACCGAGGCUCUUUGACGAAUUUAUCGAAGGCCGUCACAAGCUUCGGCGUUCAGCCAGUCGGUGGUUGGCUGGUUGCGCUGCCCGCUCCGGCGUAUCGUGGCUUAGUGUCGGCUGGCCGACGCUCCGAAGUAUCGAUGAGAAGCAGGAAUUUGACCUCCUGUCUAGCAUAUGCAGUGCCUAUACGGUUCUUGAUGGUGUAGCGUUGGCCGUCUCAGUAGCUUGGGCGUCAGGCACGACCUCCUCGGAGGGCGAACAAGACAUUUAUUAUCAUAGGGACUCAGGAUUUCAGUAG
Alternaria burnsii is the source of this 309-nucleotide messenger RNA. RefSeq lists its product as uncharacterized. The transcript has 2 exons. Lineage: Eukaryota; Fungi; Ascomycota; Dothideomycetes; Pleosporales; Pleosporaceae. The record is from RefSeq and is a predicted model, not a curated record. Bases 1 to 309 code for a protein of 102 amino acids.